AUGCUUAGCCGCAUUGCGCAGGAUGAGAUUGUGUUUGCCGGAUCCACUUCCAAGAUUGGCCGUGCUCUUUGCAUUCUGUUGGCACGACGGGGUCACACCGUAAGGAUGAUCACGGGCUGUGAGGAGCGAUUUCAAAAAAUCAAGAGUGAGGCUGGAGAUGGAGGAAAGAAUCUUGUAAGGGUGCAGACCUACGAAGAAGGUGUGGGCUGCAGAGUGUGGAUCUUGGGGAAAGUGAUGGAGCCAAAGAAAAUCCAGGCACUGAUCCCUCCUGAAUCCUUGAUCAUCGACUUUGCGGUGCCUCAUGUCAGCGAGGAGAUCGCCAAAGACUACCGCUAUGUCAACGGUGCAGCUCUGAGCUACAGCCAGAAGGACACAGAUUUGACCUUCUGCCAUGAUGUGCCGAAGACAGUUCCAGCUUGCUUGGCGGCAGCGAUCGUCCAUGCCAGGGAAAACACGCAAAAGCACGAGACUGGGGAGGUGGAUGUCGAUGAGGUUGAGGGUUGGUGGGAGAAGGCGACCAGGCAUGGAUUCACCCUUGCCUGCAUAGAGCCUGAUCAUGCCAAGAAAGACUGA
Messenger RNA from Durusdinium trenchii, 573 nucleotides. NCBI's taxonomy places the organism in Eukaryota, Dinophyceae, Suessiales, Symbiodiniaceae. The record is from the annotation of a GenBank genome assembly.